Molecule: messenger RNA, 1236 nt
Organism: Helianthus annuus (common sunflower)
Lineage: Eukaryota; Viridiplantae; Streptophyta; Magnoliopsida; Asterales; Asteraceae
Exons: 3
Coding region: 1-1236 (411 amino acids)
Molecular function (GO): nucleic acid binding; RNA-DNA hybrid ribonuclease activity
Source: RefSeq, a predicted model, not a curated record
AUGGUAGAGCGGGAAAAUAUCCAAACUCCAAUCUACUACAUCAGCAAAAUGCUCACUGGCCCUGAAACUCGUUACUCAAUGAUAGAAAAACUGGGCCAAAUCUUAUCAAAACCCGACAUAGCGGGGAGAUUAGCUAAAUGGGCCAUCGAGCUAAGAGGCUACAACAUUUUUUACAGACCAAGACCAGCAAUCAAAGGGCAAGUCCUAGCGGACUUCGCCACUGAAGUUCCCAUUGAUAAAAUACAAGAAUGUGAGGCAAUCCAGAACCCGACGCCUGUUUUUGACGACAGAGUCUGGACCUUACACACCGAUGGUGCUUCCAAUGACGACGGAGCAGGAGCAGGUCUCCGAUUAGUCAGCCCGGAUAAUCACGAGCUCACAUAUGCCAUACGCUUAGAUUUCCAAAGUACCAACAAUGAAGCAGAAUACGAAGCAUUUUUAGCAGGUCUUCGUCUAGCGCUCAAAAUGGGAGCAAAAAACCUUGAAGCUAACGUCGACUCAAAACUAGUAGCUGAACAAGUUAACGGUCGUUAUGACACAAAAGGCGAGGCUAUGGCAUUGUACCUUGAACAAGCGCGAAUGUUAAUCAAUCAAUUUCAGACAUUCAAAGUCAAUCACAUAAACAGAAGCGAGAACAAACAUGCUGACGCGCUAAGCAAGUUAGCUGCUACUAGCUUUAAACACUUAGCAAAGGAAGUGCGCAUAGAGGUACUAUCCAAUCCGUCCAUUCACCUGAAACAAGUAAGCGUCAUAGAAAUGGGAAAUCCAUCCUGGAUGUCUCCAAUUAUUUUGUACCUUCAACACGGAAAACUCCCGGAAGGAAAGGCAGAAGCCCGAAAAAUACAACACAAAGCAAUAAACUACGAGAUGGCGGAUGGCAUCCUUUAUCGGAAAUCAUUCAUGGGUCCAUUACUACGUUGUGUUGAUAAAACAGACGCUCAGUAUCUGGUCAGAGAAAUCCACGAGGGAUUAUGCGGGAUACACGCGGGACCGCGCAUGGUCGUGGCAAAAAUAAUGAGCGCCGGAUACUACUGGCCAGGAAUGCACAUGGACGCAGUUGAUCUAUUACAAAGAUGCGAGGCAUGUCAGCGCCAUGCACCAAAGACACUUCGACCCAAAAAUCCGCUAAUUCCCGUUACUUCCGCCUGGCCAUUCCAACAGUGGGGCAUCGAUCUUGUUGGCCCAUUUCCCGAUGCGCCAGGUGCAAUUCGGGUUACCAUUGCGCAUUAUUUCUGA